Messenger RNA from Candidula unifasciata, 1782 nucleotides. NCBI's taxonomy places the organism in Eukaryota, Metazoa, Mollusca, Gastropoda, Stylommatophora, Geomitridae. The record is from the annotation of a GenBank genome assembly.
AUGAGCCAGUUGAUAGUGGAUGAAGUUAAAACAAAUUUAACACACUUACAGCCAGAUACAUCUGCCAUGUACUCUGCAUUCCUGACCUUAGCUCUGUUGGCGGUCCAGUGUCCAGCCGGAAGGUCCGAGGCAGCAGCUGGCCAGCCACUCAAGGAUGAAGACAUCGCCAGGGAUAUCCACGAAUUCGUUCUCCACCUGAUGGACUGCCACUUGUCUCCAGCACUGACCCUAGCCGUUGUCAAGGAUGGUCGUGUUUUAUUAGCCAAUGGAUACGGACAUACCAGCAUUAACAAGUCACGUGCUGUCACAUCUGAGACCAAGUUCGCUAUUGGCUCCCUGACCAAGGCCUUCACAGCAACACUGGUGGCCCAGUGGUCAUUUUACCCAGCCUUCCGGGUCACAGAUGAGAUCCGAAGCUCACAGGCAACCUUGCGUGACCUCCUGUCACACCGGAUGGGUUUACCUUCCUACUUCAAAGCCUUGCAAAUGGGAUUUCCUCUGGGGAUGACCAGGGAUAAACUGAUGAAACGCCUGGUCUACAUGCCUUCCCACCAUUCCUUCCGUGAGAAGUUCAUCUACAACAACUACAUGUACACGCUGGCUGCUCACGUGGUCGAGAAAAUGUCAGGCAACAGGAAGUGGGAGGAGCUAGUUCGGGACACGUUUCUACGGCCCUUGAACAUGAGCAACAGCGGGUUCUUGAGCAACAUCAGUGACUUCUCUCAUUUUGCUCUCCCUUGUGCUGUCAUCAAUAGCUCUAUCGUUGACCUAUCCACGGAGCUGUUUAAAACUGUAAGCCCCUGUGAUCCAGCGGGAUCCAUCUAUUCAAACGCUGAAGACAUGGCCAAGUGGAUGAACUUUCUGCUUUCCAACGGAAGAGGCGCUGACAGACGGGUGGUUGUUGACCCGGAAGUGAUACUUAUGACGCUGGAGCCAGGCAUGAUCUCUAGCCUGCCAUUUGAGGAAUUGACCCGACCGAAGUUUCCGGUCUCCCACGUGGUGCAGAGCUACAACAUGGGCUGGCUGACCGCCAACUACCGAGGUUAUCGCAAAGUGUACCACACUGGAGGCGUGGUCACCCACUUCUCCAGGCUGUGGCUCUACCCAGACAUCAAGGCUGGCAUCUACAUCAAUGUGAAUGGACCUCGAGAGAAGAAUAAUAAGCACAGUUUAUUGGAGUCCUUGAUGUAUUUUGUCUCUGACCUACUUUUAAACGAAGAACCGUGGUUGAAGAAGGACGCUGUCUGCCAACACAUAGCUUCUCUACAACAGGCCACGUCAUCUGAAGGGCCUCAUACACUUCCAACCACUGACUCAUCCAUCUUCGAUUUACAGAUAAACUCAACUGAACUGGGCAACGCUUCGGUACACAAUCAUUCGUCAAGUUUACAGGAGUUUAUCGGCAACUAUUCCCACAAAUGCUUCGGUCGGAUAGAAAUCACAAAGGAUUCCCUAAAUAGCAAACUGGUAUUUAGAUUUGGUCGCUUUGGCUGGAUGAACUUAACCCACCUUUCUGGUUUGGACUUUUGGGGUUUAUACUUUGGCCCAUUGAGCUAUUUAAACUCAGGACCCGAUGCAGGAGAAUUGAUUCGCUUCCUUCGCAGUCCCACUGGAGAUAUUUCAGCCGUGUUGUACUCCAUGGAUGCACCAAAUGAUUUUAUUCAGUUUGAUCGCACGGAUAUGGUUGGACUCGAUUACGACACAAAUGGAGGAAACGGUCUCUUGUUACCAGUUUUUUUCCUUUAUUUCUUGGUGAUAUGUUGUAGCUUACAUCGGCUGUAG